Aegilops tauschii subsp. strangulata is the source of this 411-nucleotide messenger RNA. Lineage: Eukaryota; Viridiplantae; Streptophyta; Magnoliopsida; Poales; Poaceae. The record is from RefSeq and is a predicted model, not a curated record.
AUGGACGGCUAUGGCAGCUCCGGGGACGAGGCGGAGCGCCCCCGCCGCGCCAGAUCUGACGCCGCGCGCAAGCGGGGCGCGCGUCGGUGGCUCAACCGCGGGAGCCGGAGGAGGAGCUCACGCCACACGCCAUCAAGCUCGAGCCCGCUGCGCCGAGGCGUGUUCGGGCCCGAGGACUACCUUCCCCCGAGACAGGAGGAGCUCCUCGAGCGCGUCGUCCUCGAGCAGUCGGCGAGGGAGCAGGAGGAGUUGGAAGAGCGCCACCGCCGCGAGCUCGAGUACGAGCAGCUCUUCCUCCAGACGGGCGUCGCCGCGUUGCAGGCGCACGCGUCCAAGGAGGCUGACCUGCGCUUGAUGAAGGCGGAGCAGGCUAAGUUCUACAUCGACCUCGACUCCUCCGACUCCGAUUGA